This is a messenger RNA of Egretta garzetta (little egret), 7872 nucleotides long. RefSeq names its product glucuronidase beta (gene GUSB). NCBI's taxonomy places the organism in Eukaryota, Metazoa, Chordata, Aves, Pelecaniformes, Ardeidae. Bases 22 to 1740 code for a protein of 572 amino acids. The transcript is spliced from 11 exons. The record is from RefSeq and is a predicted model, not a curated record. Gene Ontology annotation, molecular function: carbohydrate binding; beta-glucuronidase activity. Gene Ontology annotation, biological process: glucuronoside catabolic process; carbohydrate metabolic process.
CAGACUGGUCCUGUGAUCGACAUGCCAGUGCCUGCCAGCUUCAACGAUAUCACUCAAGACCCCAGCUUGGAGAACUACAUCGGCUGGGUUUGGUAUGAGAAAGAGGUGCUGCUUCCUCUCCGCUGGCUUCAGGACAACCUCAACACCAGAGUGGUGCUCCGUUUUGGUAGUGCCCAUUACUACUCCAUUGUGUGGGUCAACGGCGUGCAAGUCGUGGAGCACGAAGGGGGGCACCUCCCUUUUGAAGCAGAUAUAAGCAGCAUUGUCCAGGGCAGCCCAGGGAUCCCCUGCCGCAUCACUGUCGCGCUCAACAACACCCUGACACCCCACACUCUGCCUCCGGGGUCAAUUCAGUACAUGAAUGACAAAACAAAGUAUCCCAAGAACUAUUUUGUACAGAACAUCAGGUUCGAUUUCUUUAAUUAUGCUGGAAUCCAUCGCCCGGUUGUGCUUUACACCACUCCUUCUGUCUACAUAGAUGAUAUUACUGUGACAACUGCUUCAUCAGAGAGCAUUGCGAUGGUGCAAUAUGAGGUGUCGGUUGUUGGCAGCACACUCUAUUCCUUGUCCCUGAGUUUACGUGACCAAGAUGGGAAAGUCGUUGCUACAGGUGAUGGGCCCACUGGAAAGCUAAAAGUCCUGAACCCAAAUCUUUGGUGGCCUUACCUGAUGCAUGAGAACCCUGGAUACCGCUAUUCCUUAGAGGUGAAAAUGCAGGCGCAGGUGAACGGGGCGCUGCUGGAGGAUGUAUACACGCUCCCGGUCGGCAUCCGCACCGUCCACGUCACCAGCACGCAGUUCCUCAUCAACGGCAAGCCCUUCUACUUCCAUGGCGUCAACAAGCACGAAGACGCGGACAUCCGCGGCAAAGGCCUCGACUGGCCCCUGGUCGUGAAGGACUUCAACCUGCUGCGCUGGCUGGGGGCAAACUCCUUCCUCACCUGCCACUACCCCUAUGCCGAGGAGAUCAUGGACCUGUGCGAUGCCUACGGCAUCGUGGUGAUCGAUGAGUGCCCAGGAGUGGGGAUUAAAAUGCCUGAGAGUUUUGGGAAUAAGUCCUUGCAGCAUCAUCUUGUUGUGAUGGAGGAGCUGAUCCGCAGGGAUAAGAACAGGCCAUCAGUCGUGAUGUGGUCGGUAGCCAACGAGCCGGCAUCGGAGCUGCCCCCAGCAGCUUACUAUUUUAAGACAGUGAUAGCUCAUACUAAAGCUCUCGAUCCCUCCAGACCAGUAACCUUUGUGACAGAUGCUAAUUACGCUCUUGACCGUGGUGCUCCUUACGUGGAUGUAAUCUGUGUAAAUAGCUACUUCUCCUGGUAUCACGACCCAGGCCAUCUGGAAGUUAUUCCACUACAACUCGCAACACAGUUUGAGAACUGGUAUAAAACCUACCAAAAACCCAUUAUCCAGAGCGAAUAUGGAGCGGACUCAGUUCCUGGACUUCACAGCGAUCCACCUCUUAUGUUCAGCGAGGAGUAUCAGAAAGCUAUGCUAAAAGAGUACCACUCCAUUUUUGACAAAAAGAGGAAAGAAUAUGUGGUUGGGGAGCUCAUAUGGAAUUUCGCUGAUUUCAUGACUAAUCAAGGGACCACACGUGUUUUGGGGAACAAGAAAGGAAUAUUUACUCGCCAACGACAGCCCAAAGCAGCUGCAUUUGUUCUUAGAGAAAGAUACUGGAAGAUUGCAAAUGAAUCAAGCUGUCUUCCUCCUAUAACAAAAUCACAUACCCUCUUUCUAAAAUGAAAUCAAAAGGUAUAGUGGCUGGGUACUAUGCUGAACUUGUUAAUUAAAUUUCUGUUUAAAUAAUAUUUAUGCCUGACUCAAGCCUUGCAAGUCUUAAUGCAAUUUCUAGUCCACCUGAAGUAGAAGCAGAUCAGAAACACUAGUUUCCUAGGCUUAGCCAUGUCUGUAGGCUUCCUGUUUCCAGGUAGUAAAAUGAAUAUUUAGAGUUUCAAGGAGCUGAAGUUAGAGAUCCUGACUGAGGUAUCUGUUUAUGGCAAAAAAAAAAAAAAUUUACAUUAUACAAAUCAAUGCUAAAAAAAUCCAAGUUACUCUAAACGAACAUCACAUUCCUCCAAUGCAAAUGAGGUUUUCCAGUUAUACUCCCCUAACAGUUACACUACUCAGAUCACAGCAAAUUGUCCACAGGAUUAGUGAAGAGCACAAUUGAUUCAGCUUCUCUUGCUGACAGAAUGCAUGUGGCUGGCUGAGAAAUCCUGAGAGCUCACAGCGUUCAGGAAGCGUAUGAACCACCACUUCUGUGAGGAUACCGAACAUACUCCAAUACAGUAUGGAAUUCAUACUACAGCAGCAAGGUGGAAUAUGUUAGAUACGGAUAUACGACAUUAACUGAACUUUGUUUACAACUAUUUUAGUCACAGUACCAGAACUGCCGCUAUUAUCUGCGGUUUUACCUUCCAGCAUGGAAGAGCUUCCUUCAUAUUAAAUUGUCACUGUGUACUACAGUAAUAAUAGUCCAGAGGGGAAAUUUGAUCUAAAUCUUUUUAACACUGGCCUGAAGCAUUCUGCGGUAGGGCGAUGUGUGAAUUCAUGUACACACGCACUUCAGACAGUAGUGUAGUAACGUCCCUUUCAGGCUGCACACCAGCCUUACAGGACCCUAAAGGCCAGGGUUUAGGCUGUAAUAGAUUAUGCCAACACUCACAGAAAAGCUCAGAACACUUAUUUAGUCUGCAGCCUUCUUACUGCAACAUCGCAGAACCACGAGAUUGGAGGCUGCCUACUGAAUGCUGGAAGUUCGCACAAUUACAUGGUUUCAUUAUUCCGAUUCACAGAUAUGGUGUAAAACUUUUUCUACAACUGGCUCUUCUGCUAGUACCUCAAGAAAGUGACCAAAACAUCUGCCAAUAUAAAGAAAAUAAUUGCUCUUACAUUGUGCGGUGGCCCAAUUCUCCUUCCUUUAGGCUUGAUAACUUAGAAACCAAUACCACCUUCCACACUGCCAACAUGCAGCAUAAGGACAUAGAUGUUUACUGCAGACCUCAGAACAGUUUUUUCUUGAGUUUUUAAGGGAAAAGAAGAAACACACUAUCAACAUUCCUUAGUUAUACCGUGUUAGGUUUACAGAUUUUCUAUACAACUAAAACCGCAGAUUAGAAAGCUAUCCAUAGCAGAGACACUUGCUCAAAUGUACCAGGGUAUAAGAGUCAGUACCACAUUUAAGCCCAUUACCAGUGUUUGAAAGUCGUUUCAACUUCUCUAUUUCUAGACAAUUUUUUUUAAAAACCAUUUUCUUCCCCAUUUCAACAGACAUGACGUACCAACAGAUAAAGAUUCGACGUUGUUAACACAUUACAAACUAGGGCUCAGAUCCCUAUCGUAACACACAGGGCUUGCAGCUGCAGAAGAGAAAGGCAUUACCUUCAUUCAGUCCAACAAAACAGAUGCAAAGUUUAAUAUCCACACGUAUGGUAAGCACACAUUUCAGAGUCUUAGUUCCUGCUUGUUCUUAACAGCUCAGAGCAAUCAUAAACCCAAGCCGCCUCUCCAACCCUUCUCCAAAAGCUCCCUCCCUCCCCCAAGUCCAGGAAAACAUACAGCAGUUUCCAGAUACUUUGCGAUCUUGUUGGAGCAGAGUUAAAGCAGACCUACAGAACCAAGGAAAGCAGGAAGAGAUAAAAAUAACAUACUUCACAGGGCUUUUUUGCACGUUGCUUAAAGAACUGUAAACAGUUAAAGCCUCAAGUCAAUGCCGCUCAACCUUUACACACCCAUGUGCGCACAACAUUCAGUGAGACACGGAUGAAGCUGCAGAAAGUCUAUAAACUGGUAACUCUGGGGACCCAAGUGCUUUAACCCUUCUACUGCUAACACACAAUGUCUUUGAAAAAAAAUAAAAUCACAACUUGGUACAUUUCUAGAAACAGAAUUACAGUACUGACUUUAAAAACAGUUUCUAAGGCUCAGACUGAGUCCAAAAAGGCCUCUGAUUGGGUUCAUUCAAGCUCUUAUGUUUGGACUGCAUGAGUGCAGCAUAAGAAUGAUUGCAGCAAGACGUUCACAGGUAAUUUCUACAUUUAUUUUUUUAUACCAAAAAGUUAUGUGCAACAAAUAGAAUUCAUACAUAUUUACAUUGUUUUACCUGUUAGCAAAAUUGUAUCCUAAAUCUCCAAUAGAGAAUCUCUCAACCUAUAUUGAUAAAAGGAACAUCUGCCCAAUGACUCCAUUUAAAUGGAUGUUUAAUUUGGAGUUUAAAGCACUAGUAAUAAAUAGUUGAUGGAACAUACUAUACAGAACAAACACCUAAUAUUUAGGCCAUGCUUAAUACAGUUUUAUGGUAACAGAAUACUUCAUCUUUUCUGGACCAGCUUUGUCUAGAUCACAUUUAAACAACAUUGGCAGAACCAAAGCUAUUAGAUCUCUCUCUGACUUUAGCCCAUAUAAAUUAGGAGCAUCAAGUGCUGCCUGAAGCACCUCACCAAUCUUUUUGAACAAUCAAGAGACUCUGUACAGCAGAAGACAAACGUGUACUGCAGUAUGCAGGAAUCUCCUAAUCAGAGAGAUUUAUUAUCAUGUUGGAUAUCAAAGGUGGUAGGGAAUGUUUCAUUGGCCUUAGUGUUGCAAACACUUUACAGUAAGAAACUUCCAAGAACAUUCAUUUCCCAAAUGAGACUUGAAUGCUUCAUUGGCCUUAAGAGUACCAAGCACCUUACAGUAAGAGGAUUUCAGGAAUGUUUAAUUCCUAAGCAGGUUUGGGGAUGAGGCUCUUUUGCUUCUCCAAUCAGCUCCUCCCUGUGGAACUUCCGAGAGCUAGGGAGGGGGAGGAAGAGCCCAAAUUCAGAACCACUGUUUGUAUAUUAUGAAUUUUUUCCCCUCCGUUCUCAUGGGUGUUGGAAACCACAACCAGUAUCUGUAUAAUGAUACUGCACCCCUGUCCCUCUGCCAGACCAGAUAUUAUUUGCUAGCUUUUACCCAUACUCUCAUAUCCUUAAGCUUUCUCAGAAUUUGCCUUCGGAUUUGUAAGGGUCAAAUUAAUAUCAACCACAUAUUUGCCAGGACAUUUGUUUUGGCUGGGGGCAGGCAGGGGGGCAGUUGCAUGUACUCAUUUCCAUCACACUUCUAAUUGUAACCUGAGCCAUUUUACUGGAAGAAAGAUGCUGUUUCUAUCAUUAGGAGCAAUGAGGAAAGAGUUAAAAGAACUGGAAGCAAAAAGGUCCAAAUUUCUACUGCUAAUAUUGUUUUGCCCUUUAUUCAGGCCAACUGCAUUUCUGAAGCACAAGAGAGAAAGUAGAAGAGUUAGGGCUAUUUCUAGCAAAUCACUUCCAGUAAAAAGUAACCGCAAGAAAAGCACACAAGACAAGAGUUCACAAUUAAGGAUCAGAUUUGCAAGUUCGUGCACAAAGUGUAGCUGCGAAUUCUUCCAGAGACCAAACUCAAUUUCCAUUUGAUCCCUAUGUGCACACAAACAAGGACUGCAGACACGACUGCUGAAAAUCUGGCCCUAAACAAUUUUACUAAACAAACUGAAUUAACAGACUAUGCCCACACAGACAAGCACAAGACACAGUGAAGUUCGUCAACACCUAUACUUUCAGCUGAUGGGGCUUUUUUUCCUUUUUUUUUGGUGUGCGCUACACCCAGAAAUUGGACCAAGUAAUCAUUGAUUAUACUUGUCUCCAUUGCUGCUUGCUCUGAGAUAUUAGCACUGCGACUAACCAUUUCAGGCAGCACGUGUUCACCUCUUCCUUGGAUGAAAAAGAUGCAUUCCUGUGAUCUACACUAAGGCAUCAAAAUAAAUCUAUACAACAUAUUAAACAGCAAAGUUGCCUCAAGGCUUGUAAAAGAACAAAGUAAAGCCUUGAGGGACCAGUUUAAAAUCAUUCACUCCCCUCAUAUCAAAGUUCAAGGCAUUUGAGAGACAGAACUAAACAUCAAGACAAGCUUUAACUAUACUCUGGUCAAUACAAAACGCAUUUAAUGAAUUGUUGUCUAAAACCAUUAGACAAGAGGGACAAGUAAUUUAGUGUUACGUGCAACAGAUGUUACUCAUACCACAGAACUCUAUACAUUAAAGCAGUUUCCACCUACAUCCUUGAUACAAACCAGAAAAUUACUUCAGUAGUAAUUUAAAUACUAUUUAGUGAAUUCAAUCUAAAAAUUAUUUUCUCUACGCAACACUGCAUGUUUCACCGUCAAGUUUAUCCCCAGCAACUUAGUGUUUAUAAUCCACUUUGCCAUACAACAUAAGUGUGUCUCUGACAUUCAUGUUUAAGAAAAAAAAAAUCCUAAAAUUAAACUAAUUCUUUAAAUAAAUGGGUAUGCAGUUGAAAGUCUUCAUAUUUAGAAGCUGACAAGGGCAAAAAGCAGCACAGCACCAAUUACAGAAAGUAGCUGAACCUUUUGGUGUCACAGAGUCUGAAACGCAAGCAUUUUACUUUUCUGAAUCACAUCAUCAACCUUCUAUCGCAUUCAUUUAAGUUAACUGAAACAAUACUGCUACCACUUCUCAGUCUAAAAACUAAAAUAGAUCUCUUAAUACUUUUCUAUCCCCAGCAAGUUUGCUGGGAAUUUUCUUUGUUCAUUUUCAAAGCAAGGACACUUCUGCCUGCCAAGUUCAACACAAAGUAUUUGGUUUAUGAUUUUAAGACAGAAGGCACUUUUAACAUUCAGCCUUAGAAUACUGAGUGCAGAAACAACAUUUACAAUUUUGUUCCUUUGUUUAAAUCUGCAGUUUAAUUUUUUUCCAAUUAGUUAUUAGAAAGAGCAAUGAUAGCACUAUAUCACAUUUCAUUUUCAGGAGCACAUUUACUUACUUAUCCCACUAAACAGGUUGCCCUUCCAAGGGAUCUUAUGUGUGUCAGGCCUAAAGUUCAAAUCCUAAUAUAGCACAAACCAAAGAUCCUGAGGAAGAUCAAUUAAGUAACUGCUUCUUUAGUGCACUACUUGGUUACCCCACUCAGUCAGUGGUUUCCACUGCAAAUUGCAAUUCUAUACUGCAGCAUUCAUAUAACAUCAAACAUUAGUAACACUGGCUGGCUGACCGCAAUUUAAAAAUGAAACAGCUCUGCAUGGAAAUUAAGUCCUUUCAAAGAAGACACUUCGAUACACCAACCCCCAAUCGGCAUGUAAUAUCCCGGCGGCAGCUUUGUGUUGACCACAUUAAGCUAUUUUCGUUCUGUACAGAAAUUAAUGAAGUUGUGGUUUAAUGAACGCACUUCAGGUUUCAGCUUUAAUUCCAUUUUCGUUACUGGAGACAGAAAAAAAAAAAAAGGAACAAAACCCAACCAUCAUUCUUGUGAAAAAGCACUAGCAAUGAGUGCAGCAACAUGGUGUUCUCUACAGAGGCCACUUCUUCCAUCACGUCAGUCGACUAUUAGCUGAACAAUCUGACAGCUCCUAGGCUAACAAAACCGAUUGUACAGUGAGCUCUCCAGGGAUGAAACCAGUAUUUCUAAUUUUAUUUACAGUUUUAAGUCCUAGUCAAAUCUAAGUCCAUCAGAUAAAAAAAAAAAAAAAAGUAAUACACAUACUGUAAACAUGGCAACAUUAAAUAUGGUAAUGCUAGUCUAGAAUAUUUAAUGUCAUGAUCACAUCUUGUUAUACCUGAAUUUAUAUACAGGGUAUUUUAUAGCAAGUGUUACCCACUUCACAAGUGGAGGGGGAAGAGAGAGAGUCUAGGUUUUACUGUGGCUAAAACUCCUUCAAAGUAAAGUUAAAGCUUGUCUUUGAUUGUAUUAGAGCUUGCUUUCAUAACCACAUUUAAAUUGAAGAUUAGCACAAAAAAAAUUUAUCUAGGGCCCCUUCAAAUUUAUAAUUAAAAAUUCAGUUAUGAUUCUCGGGGAAAGUGUCUGAUAUGGAGAAUAAAAAAUUACUGCAAAAUAAACUUAAUGGAAGUUGGGUCUUCGGACUGUCAGU